CGGCGGCGGCCCGCACCCACACCCGCACCCACUCCCACGCCGCCUCCCGCGGGCGGCGGCAACAAAGGCCCUUCCCCGCCCCCGCCGCCGCCUCCCGCCGCCGCUGCAGCCGCCGCCGCCGCCCGCCGUCCUUGCGGCAGGAAGAUGCCCGGGGAGGUGCCGCCGCCGGCGCCCCGGGGGCUGCGGAGCCUCGCCGCGCUGCUGCUGCUGCUGCUGCUGCUGCUGAGCGCCCGCACCGCGCGGGCUCAGCGCUGGCGCAAUGAGAACUACGAGAGGCCUGUGGACCUGGAGGGCUCUGGGGACGAUGACCCCUUUGGGGACGAUGAACUGGACGAAGUCUACUCGGGCUCUGGCUCAGGGUAUUUUGAGCAGGAGUCAGGGCUCGAGACGGCGGUGACCCUCAUCACGGACACGUCCAUCACGCUCCCCACCACGGCAGCCAUGCUGCCCAUCACCUUGGUGCAGCCCGUGGCAACCCCCUUUCAACCAUUCCCUGCUGAGGACACCACCCCCGAGCAGACAACCAGCACCUUGUAUAUCCCCAGGAUGACAGAGACACCAGUGAUCCCCAGCUGGAAAGCAACCACCACCAGUACCACUGCCAGCGAAUCUCCUUCCACCACGACCACAACCACAACCACAACCACCACGGCUACCACCACCACCACCACCCCAGCCACGACCACCACCAGCACCACUAUGGCCACUGCCAAGCCCACCACCGUCCGGCGGUUCCUGCUUCCCUUCGUCACCAAGGCAGCCACCACCCGGGCCACCACCCUGGAGACACCCACCACCUCCAUCCUUGAAACCAGCACACCAACAGAGGUGGCCACGUCACGGCUUGUCCCCACCAGCACGGCCAAGCCCAGGUCCCUGCCAAAACCAAGCACCUCCAGGACUGCAGACCUCACAGAAAAAAGCACUGCCUUGCCAUCCAGUCCUGCCACGCUGCCGCCCACAGAAGCCCCCCAGAUGGAGCCAGGGGAGGUGACGACAGUCCUCGACAACGAGCUGGAGGUCCCGGUGAGCAGCGGCCCCAGCGGGGACUUUGAGAUCCGGGAGGAGGAAGAGACAACUCGUCCCGAGCUCGGUAAUGAGGUGAUGGCCGUGGUGACGCUGCCCUCGGGACCGGGGCUGGGCAAGAACGCAGAGCCAGGGCUGAUCGACAACACGAUAGACUCCGGGAACUCGGCCGCGCAGCUCCCUCAGAAAAACAUCCUGGAGAGGAAAGAAGUGUUGAUAGCGGUGAUCGUGGGCGGCGUGGUGGGAGCCCUCUUCGCUGCCUUCCUGGUCAUGCUGCUCAUCUACCGGAUGAAGAAGAAGGACGAAGGCAGUUACACGCUGGAGGAGCCCAAGCAAGCCAAUGUGACCUACCAGAAGCCUGACAAGCAGGAGGAGUUUUAUGCGUAGAAGGAGAGUCCGGCGUGCCUCACGCUCCCUCCCUCCCGCUCCAAACUCUCCCUCCUCCUCUACUUCAUCCAGUCUCUCUCUUUCUCUCUCUCUAUCGCUCUUUUUUUGAUCAGACUGUGAAUUUAAAAAGCAAAACCCGCAACAACUAAAGGAACAAAACACAUCUUCGGCAUGAUGAAAAAAUCAAGUGCCCAGAGCGUUGCCGAGGUCAGACCGAGUACCGCUGGCCUUUCUGCAGCGGAGGGACAGGUCAAGGAGCCAACGCCAAGGAAGCUGUGGCCGGAGAGCGCCCCGGCGAGCAUGGGAUGGGAUGGUUGGGCUGCUGAGGCGGCUGGAGGUCACUGGGCUUUUCCCACAACAGACUCUGGGAUCUGGACACCUUCUACCAGCCCUGGGGCACAGGGGGGUUGGUUUGGAUUUAUCUUCCUUUUUUUUUUUUUUUUCCCUUUGGAGUGGAGGGAGAUCUUUUUCCCUCUCUCUUGUUGUUAUUUUUUAUUUUGUUUUUGAAUGGGGUUGGUUGCUUUGCAGGAAUUGCCUUGCUCCCUGCUUCUGUUUGAAGAGAGGACGCGACUCUCAACUACGCUUCGAACCUUGACAAAAGCACAAGGGGCUGGAAUACCUGAUGCCCCGGGGUUUGCUCUUGGAGUGGGGAAAAAUAAAUAAAUACAAACAUGGCCAGUACGCUGGAAAUGAUCUCUUUAGAGCACCUUUUUGGAGAGUUCGUGGAGCAGCAAGAAGCCACAUUGGGGUAUCUCGUGCUGCUCCCCUCCUGCCACCACCUCACUUCACUGCAUCGCUGUGCACAGCCAGAGACCUUAAAUCUAUAGAAGCCGCACGGCACCAGCCGCUGACGGGUUCGGUUGAGAAGGGACCUUGCUUUUGCUGGGUUUUCACUGUGACCAAUAAAACUCAGCCUGCGCAGUAUGACCGACAGCACUGGUUUUAAAACAGAGCGGGAUGUUGCGUGGUGGGAAGUUGGCAGGGAGAGGAUUUGGAAAUGGAGAAGCUAAAUCCUCCCCCCAGUUCCUCCAGAGGGGGAUAACAAAGCUCUACGUGGCCUGAGACAGCAGCAUAAGAAAAGAAAUGCAAAAGAGAGGCAAUGCUCUGUCCCCUCAGGGGCCGGGCAAGGGGUCCCUGCCUGGCCACUGGCGCCCAGAAGGUGAGGAGGGUGGCUUUCCACCAGUCAGCCCCAGGGCAGGUCAGCUGCUACUUCUCUUUUGUAAGACCCAGGACUGAUGGUUCGUGUUUCUUUUGUUGUUGCUUAAUUUCCAGUAUAACCCACAGGCCCGUGGAUCAGCUCUGGACACCCAGGAACCUGAGAGAGAAAGAUCCUGGAAGCCAUCAUCACCCAAGUGCAGUGGUUUCCCUUCUGAGGCUACCUAAGGUGCAGAGCAGCAGGGCCUGAUCCAGAGCCAAACUGUGCCUUCUAGAAAGGCUAGAGUUUUUUGGAGCAAGCUCUCUGCACAGAAAAGUCAAUUAUAGCUUUUAAUUAGCUGAAGCGCUGUUUGCAAUGCAGUCAAGGGGCUUUGUUUUUGUGAUGGUUGCGAGCUCGAUGGUGUCCCAUGGAGACCUUGGCUUUGCUCUUAGAGCAAUUUAAACAGUAAAAUGUAAAAAAAAAAAAAAAAAAUCAGUUGCUUUGACUCUGUUGCAUCAUGAAUUAACCUGCACAGACACAGUGACACUUUGUCCCCUCGGGGUGUUAGUGGAUAUAGGGAUUUAUGACCCUGGGGGAGGCUACAAGGCAGCAGCGCUUCUUUAUGUGAGGAAUUUGAGAGGCCAAAUGUGCAUAUUACAUAUAUAUAUGUGUGUAUAUAUAUACACACACACAGUUUUAUAUAUAUAUAUGAAACGAAAUCCCUGUAAAUUCCCAUUGCACUGCACGUGGUGGCUGGAUGGGACUUUGAGGUUGUGAAGAUGUGGGGUUUGGGCUACCCUCCCUUGGGGUGCGCAGUGCAGAGUCUGUGACCCAAAACGCCAACCUAGUUUUACUUCGUGGUAGGGAGCAGAGCCCCUGCACACGGCCCAGCUCUAAACCCCCUAUUUUAGAGAUGUCAGGCUCAAAAUCAUCAUUGUUUAUGUUCUUUUAGUUUGGAGAAGACGGUCCUGUUGGAUGUCUUGGAGGGUGACACUGAAAGGCAAAUGGGGUGUGUGGGUGUGUGCCUAUUUCUUGGGUCCCUCACAGCUGCUGAGGAUGAGGAUGCUGUGAAGGGGAGCCCACACGUCUGAAGAAGGCUGGUGCCAACCUGGCUCCAAGAGCCACUUUCUCUGACCUGCUUGAAGGAGGGAGUUUCAACUCGUGAGUUUCAUGGUUUGGGGGUUUUUUUGGUCCUGUUGGGACUGCACAAAGGGCCCUAGCUGUUGGGGAGUGGCAGAAGUCAGGCCGUUUCAUGAUUUAAUGAGCUGGGCAUGGCAAUUACCAAGGCCACCCAAAAUCACCAUCUUUUGGAAAAACAUGGGCUUAAUCUUUUGAGCUUGCAUUAAAAAAAAAAAAAAUACCCUCCCAGCUUAAUCUUUUAAAUGCUGCUUUUCUUAGCUGCUUCCCUAAUCUUCUUCAUUCCAUUUUUUCCUAUUUAAUAGUCUGAAGUUCUAUAAUACAAUUUUUUUAUUCACUCAAGCUUAACCUCGCUUCGCUCAGCUGGUGUUAAGUUGUAAUCCCGGCACUUAAAUCCGUUACAGUUCCAGAAUUGAGGAAGGGUGGAAAUGGCAGGGCGAGAGGAAGCUGGGCAGUGCUUUCCCUAGCAGUAAUUAAAAGUACAAGAUGACCACAUGCAAAAAAAAAAAAGGUGAAGGCAAGUAAACUGUUUAUCAGAAGUGGCCAAAGUCUCAAUUCAUUGUAUGUCUGCUGCUUCCAUGCAUUUGCUGUAUUGCUGUCUGCCUGGAGAGGGGAUGUGAGCCCAAGGAGACUCUCUUUUGGGCUUGGAGCCCACCUUUUUUCUGGCGAUAAAUCAUGAUGGAGCCUUUCGUGUCACCUCAGCUCCCCAGAAGCAUCAGGUUAGUUGUUGGAGUUGAUGUUUGGAAGAAAAAAAAGCCUUGUCUUGCUGGAGGAUGGCUGAAUAUGUGCCUCCUUUGCAGGGUAGGGGGUGGUAGGAUGAAGCUGAGUGUAGACUGGGUUUAUUUGGAAAAGCCCAGCUCCAAAAAUAUUGCAAAUACCGUUGGCUCUCUAUUACCAGAGCAAUGGGGGUGGGCAAACCCCCGAUGAAACCCAGGUGCCUGAUGCUGCCAGGGUCUGUAAGGGGGUUGUGGUGGGGGGGCUAUAGCGUGGGCAUCCCUGAAGCUGUGCAUGGCGCCGUGGGAAAGCGGCGUGUUGCAGCUCCCGUCCCCGUGCCGGGCGGUGGUGCUGAGCCCGCGGCUGUGCUGAGGGUGGCCGAAGGCAGAUGGUGGGCAGCGGGGCGCAGCUGCUCCCUCCAGCAGGCGCUUCUGCAUGGGCGCGCGUCUCGCCGCGCUCUGGGGCUUUUGAGGGAUUCCUGGUGUGAAGACGGAUGGGGAAGAGGCGAGAAAGCACAGGGGAGAGGAACGAAAGCAUCUUUUCUCAGCUGUUGAUUUGGCCGCAGAGCAGGUUUUUAGGAAAAUUAACUCCUAUGGUAGCUUGAGCAUCUCCUGCAUCAUCCCCUCCCAAAGCCUGCCAGAUUUGGAUCAUCUCCCCCUGCACAAAUUCAGCUCCCUCCCCAGCCUGUGCGUAUCCCUUGUAGUGAUAUCAUCCAUGAACAGCUGCAGUCUCCCAGCUGGGGCAGUGCCCAGAUGUGCUCAUCCUUCCAGCUGUGUGCCCCGAGGACGUGGGCAGCCAUGUGGGCUUUUCCACUUGCUUUUCCAUUUCUUUUCUGCACGCCUCUGUGUGUGUGUGUCUGUGUGUCUGUAAUACACUGGAGCUGAAGGAAGACUCUUUGCUAGGCCAGUUUCAUCAUUUUAGGAGAGCUGCAAUUGCAAGGCGUGAAAGGGGGCAUCGGCUUCUCUCCCAGCUGUGCUGGUUUUCAGUCUCUCUAUGUGGUGAUUUUGCAGCAUCCAGUGCCUUGGAGGAGAAUGAUGAAGUAGCCAGUGACUCCUGGGCCACAUAAAUAAGGAGGAGGGGGAGGAGGGGGUUCAAAGGGAGUGCAGGACCAGAAAAUAUGUGUGAGACCCCAAAAGAGGGACUGGAAGCAGGAGGAUAGGAAAGGCAGGAGAUGGAGUUGGACCUAGGUUUUGCAGGGCUGGGAGUGAGUUGUCCCUUUCCUCAAAAAAAAAAAAAAACCAAAAGCAAAAACCCACCUCUUUGAUUUUGGACCUUUCAAAAAGAAGCAGGAGGACCCUGCGCCGGCGGGGACCCCACUGCAGGGAAGGCGAUGGAGCUGGGCUGGAUGUGUGCUGAGGUGUGCAGGUUUGCCUCCAAAUUUCCCAUUCCCUCCUCAUUUUGCCUGGUGGGUGCUGAAGGUCCCUGUGCAGGAGCUGAUUUGCUCCAUGUGAGCUCCUGCCCCUCAGACUCAUAAUUCAGAGCUAUCCGACCCCUGCCAUGACUCACCGGCGUGGAGGCUUUAAUGGAAACAAAACCAUUAGCUAAAAACAAGAAUGGAAAUUUUAAUUAUUUAUUUUUCCCCCCUCAACCACCCUUUUUAUGAUUAUAAGCAUUUCUGGGCUUGGAGGUUUUCUGCGAGGCUCUGGCAGCUCCUAAAGUGACAUUGAAUUUUCAACACUGAAAGGUUUAUUGGAAUAACUGGCGUCUCUCUGGGCGCCUUGCCAGCUGCUCGGCCGGGCUGGAGGCCACGGCGACAGGGAUGGGUGUGGUGUGUGUGUAUGUAUGUAUAUAUAUGUGUAUGUAAUUAAUAUAUAUGUAUAUAUGUAUAUACGCAUGUGUGCAAAGCACGCACGCGUGCGCAGGUUCAAUGCAAGCUCUGCACCCAACGAGGAGGAGGGGGGGUUUAUCAGCCAGUGUCGGGCUGGACUCUGCAGCCCUUGGACCCCGUCCUCUGCUGGGGGCUGCAGGAUUUGGCCCCGCGCUGCUGGCUCCUUCCUUCCUCCCUGCUCUUUGCCCUGUCCUAGAAGGGCCUGAUCCUGGCCGGCACUGGGUUGGGGUCUGCCAGGGUUGGGGGAAAGGAGCCUUUUGCCGACCGCCACAUCACCGGCAGAGCCGAAGUGAAGCCCAGGGGGGUGGCGAGGCAGCCAAAGGCCCACCAAGGCUCCGCAUUCGCUCCGGGUUGUCCCACGUACCUUGUGCCUGCAGCUCCGCGGACGCAUCCACGCCCAGUCUCUAUAGAGAAGUCUCAGUCUGGAGCGUACAAACUUUCGUGGGUGAGGGUUUUUUUGUUUUGUUUUGUUUUGUUUUAACUAUUUUUUUUAUUUUUGGGAAAAAGUCACCCUAGGAGACACCUGUGUGAUGCCCAGAUGUUUUUUUUCACCCCACAUUCCAGACAGCUCAUCCACCGCAUCUCCAAAGACCUCAAGGGUACCAGUGACUUUAUGUGCAUAAGCUACCCCUGUUCUGGGUUCCCCUGGUCUAAGUCAUAGAAGUACAGCUGACAAUCAAACCAGACAGCACUGCUGACUUUAGAAAAAUAUAUAUCCAUUGCAGUUUGAUAGAACUACUUUUUAAAAUCACAUGCUUAUCUUUCAAUAACGCUCACCGCCAUGUCUCCGGGAUAAAUGGCCACCCAUUGGUUCUUCUGUAAAUAAACAUGAAACAUUCUUGUAUAAACUAGAAAACGAACAAAAAACAAUCCAUUGAUAUAUGUCCAAAAAAGUAUCCCUUUCCAGAAGAUUUAAAUAAUUCAAAGAAAAAGAAAAGCCCAACGAGUGAGCCCCACUUCGCUUUUUCUUUGGACCUGAUUUAAAUUCCCAAUAGGAGAACGAAAAACAUUUAACAGUAGAAGAAACUACAAGUGUUUUACCUUUCAAUGAAUAUGGGAGGGAAAAAAAUGCAUGUAAAUAUUUUUAAUAGGAAACCUAUCUUAAACAGAAUUUUUUUUGUAUGUACAUAACUCUUCUAGAGUUUAGUACUUAAAUUGCUUCAUAGUGUCUGUUAAAAAAAACAAAAAUAAAAUAAAAUGUUUGUUAAUUGUUUUUGUUCUUACUCAAUGGCCAAAACUUUAAAAAUAAUAAAAAAGACUAUAAAAAUAAUCUUUGCCAAUGGAUCUAGCACUGUAAUGGUACUGUCUAUUUUUUUUAAUUAUUUCUGUGCUGUGCCCAUUUAUAAAAGGAGAAAAAAGAAAUAAAGUCAUUUAAACAUUGUC
Messenger RNA from Phalacrocorax carbo (great cormorant), 7610 nucleotides. The record is from RefSeq and is a predicted model, not a curated record. NCBI's taxonomy places the organism in Eukaryota, Metazoa, Chordata, Aves, Suliformes, Phalacrocoracidae.